AUGUUAUUAAUUCAUCAGCGACUCGCCUUUUUAUUAGUGCAAACAGUAAAAAGAUGUGCUUCUGUAAGAGGAAUUGCGAGUACAGUUCGACCGCAGCGAAAAAUGAAAGUAACGGUGAUACCAGGUGAUGGCGUUGGUGCAGAACUUACUCAUGCAGUGCAAAAAAUUGUGCAAAGCACAGGAAUACCAUUAGAAUUUGAAGAAGUUUUCUUGAGCGAAAUUGAACACUCAUGUUCAGCAAGCCUUGAGGAUGUUAUUAAAAUUGUUAGAAAAAAUAAUAAUGUGGCACUGAAAGGUGCAAUUAAAGAAGCAGACGAAACAGUUAGCGAUAGAGAAGAUAUCAAUAGGUCAUUGAAAAAAGGUCUUGAUCUUUUUGCCGGUGUUUCAAAUAUUAAAAGUUUAAAUGGAAUCAAAACACGUCAUCAAAAAAAUCUGGACUUCGUUAUUAUUCGUGAGCAAACAGAAGGAGAAUAUUCAUCGUUAGAACACGAGCUGGUACCUGGUGUUGUUGAAUGUCUCAAAAUUUCCACAGAAGAGAAGUCGUAUCGGAUAGCGAAAUUCGCUUUUGAUUAUGCUACGAAAUUUGGUCGACAUAAAGUUACAGCCAUACAUAAAGCGAAUAUCAUGAAAUUGGGUGACGGACUGUUUCUGCGAACUUGCGAAGAAGUCUCAAAAUUAUAUCCAAAUAUCAAGUUUGAAUCAAUGAUUAUCGAUAAUUGUUGCAUGCAAUUGGUAUCUCGACCUGAGCAGUUUGAUGUGAUGGUUAUGCCUAAUCUCUAUGGUAAUAUUGUUGGUAAUUUGGGAGCCGGUUUAGUUGGUGGUGCUGGAGUUGUUGCAGGACGUUCAAUUGGAUCGGAUGCAGUUAUUUUCGAACCAGGUGCACGUCAUGCCUAUCAACAGGCAUUUGGGAAACAAAUUGCAAAUCCAACUGCAAUGAUUUUGUGCUGUGCGGAUUUAUUACAACAUUUGCGAUUGCAAAAAUAUGGUGCUGCUCUUCGAUCAGCUACUGAGGCUGUUGUUGCCGAAGGCAAAAUAAGAACUCGCGAUCUUGGCGGUUCUUCAUCAACGUUAGAAUUCACCGAUGCUGUAAUUCAAAAGUACACUUUAUGA
This is a messenger RNA of Brugia pahangi, 1110 nucleotides long. Lineage: Eukaryota; Metazoa; Nematoda; Chromadorea; Rhabditida; Onchocercidae. The record is from the annotation of a GenBank genome assembly.